Nestor notabilis (Kea) is the source of this 1117-nucleotide messenger RNA. RefSeq names its product keratin, type II cytoskeletal 6B-like. The annotation marks the transcript as partial. Gene Ontology annotation, cellular component: keratin filament. Gene Ontology annotation, biological process: keratinization; intermediate filament organization. The transcript is spliced from 9 exons. Gene Ontology annotation, molecular function: structural constituent of skin epidermis. The record is from RefSeq and is a predicted model, not a curated record. NCBI's taxonomy places the organism in Eukaryota, Metazoa, Chordata, Aves, Psittaciformes, Psittacidae.
UGUGUGGUGGUGGAGGAAUGGGUGGCUUUGGUGGCCCCGGUAGAGGUGGCCCUGGGAUCCAGCCAGUGCAGAUUGACUCAACCCUCCUGCAGCCAGUCCAUGUUGAGAUUGAUCCCCAGAUCCAGCAAGUUAAAAACCAGGAGAAGGAGCAGAUCAAGACUCUUAACAAUCAAUUUGCCUCCUUCAUUGACAAGGUGCGCUUCCUGGAGCAACAGAACAAGGUCCUGGCCACCAAGUGGGAGCUGCUCCAGCAGCAAGGACCUUCAGGGCCAAGGAAGAACCUCGACACCAUCUUUGAAAGCUACAUCCAGAACCUGAGGAGGCAGCUGGAUUCAAUCCUGGCACAGAGGGGGCAGCUCGAGUCAGAACUGCAGAACAUGCAGCAGUACGUGGAGGAGUACAAGACCAAGUAUGAGGAAGAGAUCAACCGGCGCACCAGUGCUGAGAACGAGUUUGUGGUGCUUAAGAAGGAUGUGGACAGUGCCUACAUGACUAAAGUAGAGUUGGAAGCCAAGGUGGGAGCUCUGACCGAUGAAAUCAACUUCCUGAGGUGCAUCUAUGAGGAGGAACUGUCUCAGAUGCAGACCAUCAGCCGGGACCUGUCUGUGGUGGUGUCCAUGGACAACAACCGGCACCUGGACCUGGACAGCAUCAUUGAGGAGGUCAGGCGCCAGUAUGAGCAGAUCGCCCAGAGCAGCAGAGCUGAAGCUGAGGCUUGGUAUCAGAGCCAGUACGAGCAGCUGCAGAGCACUGCUGGAAGGCAUGGGGACAGCCUCCGCAACACCAAGAUAGAGAUCCAAGAGCUGACCAGGAACAUCCAGAGGCUGCGGGCUGAGAUUGAGAACGUCAAGAAGCAGAACCAGCAUCUUCAGGCAGCAAUUGCUGAGGCUGAGGAGCGGGGUGAGAUGGCCCUGAAGGAUGCCAGGAUAAAACUGGAGGAGCUGGAGUCUGCUUUGCAGAAGGACAAGGAGGAGCUGGCUCGCUUGCUGAAGGAGUACCAGGAGCUGCUCAACAUCAAGAUCGCGCUGGACGUUGAGAUUGCCAUGUACAGGAAGCUGCUGGAGGGAGAGGAGAACAGGCUGUGCAACGACGGCAUGUCCAACGUCAAUGUCUGUAA